AUCAAGUGCACCCCAAACACACUCACACACACUCCCACUGCACACAGCACACACACUCACACACUCCUGGUGCGUGCUGCAGGCUGGAUGGUCCACUGGUGCUCAGAUCUUUACCAUGAAAUAAAGCAGGACUUUCUCCUGGAAUAAAGCAGCAGCUGUCUGCAGAUCUUCUCCUCCACCAGGCUCUAUGAUCUAACAGGUGUGUGCAGGUGUGUGUGUAUUUGAGAUGGGACCCGUACCCUUGAGUCUCCUGCUCUCUGUGUUGCUCCUGCUGUGUAUAAAUCCAGCUCUGAGCUCAGGUGAGGAUGACUACACCUGGUCACAGAGGAAGAUGCCGCUCUUGCUCAACAAACGAACGGUGCGUCUGAGUGUCUCGAGCUUCUCGGCUGAGCGUCAGAACGAGCUGAACGGGACGUGUGGGAUCGAAUGUCAGCGCGAGCUUCCAGAGCCGAGCAUGGAGGCUCUCCAGGAGAUGCUUUCUUACGAGACCAUGUACGAGAACGGCACGCGUACGCUCACGUCCAUCACCCUGCAGGAGCUCGAGAUCACGGCCGAGAACACGUCUUCAUCCUCCAGAUCACGGCGCAAGCGUGAGGUCUACGGCCCGGACACGCGCUUUACCAUCACCGACAAGCAGUACUCCAUGAAGUAUCCGUUCUCCACCGCCGUAAAGAUUUCCACCGGAUGCACCGGCGUGCUCGUGUCACCCAAACACGUGCUGACCGCCGCUCACUGCAUCCACGACGGCACGGAUUACAUCAAAGGAGCCGAGAAAUUAAGCGUGGGAGUUCUGCGUGACAAGAAAAAGGGAGGAAAGAGAAGACGAGGGAAGGGCAGAAAGGAGGAGGGAGAGACAGAGAAUGUGGAAACGGAGAUGGGAGGAAAGAAACGAGAGCGGAAGUCUAAAGGUCAGAAGAGUCGGAGCAAGCGGAGCGCGCCGUCCGGAAAGCCAACGUUCCGCUGGACGCGCGUGAAGAAGACGCAGAUCCCCAAAGGCUGGUUUAAAGGCGUCUCGGACAGCGCAGAGGCCGAUUACGAUUACGCCGUGCUCGAGCUGAAGAAGACGCAGAAGGUGCAGCACAUGGAGCUCGGCAUCAUCCCGUCUGUCAAAAAGAUCCCCGCUUCACGCAUCCACUUCUCAGGAUUCGACGACGACCGGCCCGGGAACCUGGUGUACCGGUUCUGCUCCGUUUCAGACGAGUCCAACGACCUCAUGUACCAGCAGUGUGACGCAAAGCCCGGCGCGAGCGGUGCCGGUGUGUAUGUGCGUCUGAAGGAGCCGGGGAAGAGGAAGUGGAAGCGGAAGGUCAUCGGUGUGUUUACGGGUCAUCAGUGGGUGCAGGUGAACGGCCAGCAGCAGGAUUAUAACGUAGCCGUGAGAAUCACGCCGGUGAAAUUCGCACAGAUCUGCUCCUGGGUGCGCGGAGACUCUAGCAUGUGCCAGAACACCUAAAGGAAUUAAACUACCCCGUCUUUUACCCCAUUUACCCCCAACACCCUGCUUUCACACUUUAUAACCGUGGAGUUAUCCAAACAGUGUGAGGAAGUUUAAAAAAUAUAAUCAAAAGCCCCGUCUGCCCCACCCCUUACCCCGUCUGCCCCGUCCCUUACCCCGUCUGCCCCACCACUUACCCCGUCUGCCCCGUCCCUUACCCCGUCUGCCCCACCACUUACCCCGUCUGCCCCACCCCUUACCCCGUCUGCCCCGUCCCUUACCCCGUCUGCCCGUCCCUUACCCCGUCUGCCCCGUCCCUUACCCCCUCUGCCCCACCCCUUACCCCCUCUGCCCGUCCCUUACCCUGUCUGACCCGCCCUUUUACCCCCUCUGCCCGUCCCUUACCCCGUCUUUGCCCGAUCUUUAACUCUUUCUGUUCCACCCUUUAUAAAAGUGUUACUGAAACAGCAUUAUAAAACCCAGGUGAGAAAAAAGUCAGCAAUAAUGUUGUAAUUUUUUUUAAAUAAUUAAUUAUUUUAUAUUUUAAUUGUUCUAAAGUCUCAGGGCUUCACAGACAGACCCUGUAUUUCCUUCUGUGCUGAUAAUCCAUCACUGCAACACACCAGCAACGUGUUAUAAACAACCUAAUUUAUUUUUAUUUUUAACUAAACCUGUUAAAAAUGUUUUUUUCAGGAUUCACUUGGUUUAAAAACGGCUUUCGGAAAUUAAAAUAUCAGAGCAAACGAUCUCAUCAGUGAUCUCUGGAUGAUUUUGGAACUUUUUUAAACACUUUUUCACAUUUGAUGCGUUUUUAUCGUUCGCAUGUCACCAGUUGCUUUUAUGCGAUUUAGCUAGUUUUGGCGCAGUGACUCAGAAAGAGUUUUUCUAAGAGAAGAACAUUUGGUAUCUACUUUUUGGGGUUUUUAAAAUUGUUUUCUAUAUGGUGUUUUUUUAAUGUUUUAUAAUUUAGUCAGUGUUUAAUGAUGUUUCAGUCAUUACUGUAGCCUGGUUUUUGAUGUAAGUUUCGUUAAAAUCGUCCUCAUGACUGUCUCACGUUAUAAACUGACGCAGACGCUCAUGUCGACAUUUUGGUGCUAAUUUAAUGUUUGAUGUUGAACGUUUUCUUUUCAGACUCGUCAGAGUGGUAUUGAGUAAUGUACUGUAGAAUUAUAUAAAUAUUUAGUGUGCUAAAUUUAAUGUUAAAAUUGCAGAAGGUUAUUUAAAUUCCAUCACCGCUGGACUCUUUUUUUUGUAAUGACAGUAAAAGACGUAAAUAACGGAGGUGUAAAUCGGGAGCGUUGCUGUAAAUUCAUAUUUUCCAAAAUGUUUUGGAUUUUUUUUAGGGACCAAAUAAAUUAUGAUUCAUACAAAA
Messenger RNA from Pangasianodon hypophthalmus (striped catfish), 2807 nucleotides. RefSeq names its product serine protease 35 (gene prss35). The transcript has 2 exons. Gene Ontology annotation, molecular function: serine-type endopeptidase activity. The coding region runs from base 227 to 1453 and encodes 408 amino acids. Lineage: Eukaryota; Metazoa; Chordata; Actinopteri; Siluriformes; Pangasiidae. Gene Ontology annotation, biological process: proteolysis. The record is from RefSeq and is a predicted model, not a curated record.